AUUAUGAUGAAGUUGUUCUUAGGUUGUUUUAAGUGGCUCUGAGUCUGAUGGUUUACUUUAGUAGGAAAAAAAAAGAGUGUAAUAUUAUAUGAUUUUCAAAUUGCUUAAGAUUAACAUUUUGCAUGUUGAAAUCCAUGAGUUCCUAAGCUUUUUAUCCACUGAAAUAAGUCUUUGUGACGUUUGGAAUAUUAUGGACCCACAGGAUGUUUAAAUGAACCAAGGUGAUGCUCACGAUUGUUUUUUGGUAAGCCAAAGUAGUUAAUAUUAAUAUGAGGGAAAAGGGUAUACCUCAACCCAGAAAAAACUGUACAAAAUGAGAAUUUAAAAGUUGUUACACUACACAUAACCUCCCCUACAGCUAGCAAAUAGGAGGAACGCUAACAGAGUAACAGAGCAACAUUGGGUGGUCUAGGGACUUAUCUGCACUCAGACAUAACACACACCUCAAAGACACAUCAAUCGGUAGUGCUCUCCUAAAAUUCAGGUUCUGUUUCGUAUGUAGCCUUCCCCAUAAUAAGUGCCACCCGAGCGCCUGAACAUUUGAUGGUGCUAUCCCCUGAAGAACUAGUAGUCAAGAAUUUAUUCUUUCAGUUUUAUCCAUUUUUGAAGAUUGCUUAUGUGAUCUCAAGUCAUGCCAUUGCUAAAGCCAUGAAAGUGAUCCAUGUCAUUGAUCUCAGUGCAUCAGAGGCUGCUCAGUGGAUUUACCUCAUGCAAAGGUUAAAACUAAAAGAUCAUCAAAAGAAGCCACUACUUCUGAAAAUUACAGGCAUUCAUGAGAAGAAGGAAGUCUUAGAGCAAAUGGCCAUUCACUUGGGGGUUGCAGCCCAAGAGUUGAAUCUCCAUCUCCAAUUCAAUGCUAUUGUGAGCUCUUUGGAGAAUCUUGACCUUGAAAGAUUUCCUGUAGAGAAAGGAGAACCUCUUGCUAUCAGCUCAGUGCUUCAGCUUCACUCUCUUCUGGCCACUGAUGAUUCAAUGGCCAACUGCAAAGGCAAACCUACAUACUGCAGGAACACCCCACUGGAAUCAAUGAAUCAGAGCACAUUAAAGGAGGUCCUUGGGGAAAAAAUGAUGAACCAGAGUCCUGAUUUAUCUCUGUUGUCAUUUCCUCUGUGCUUCUUCACCCAAGAUGGAAUGCUUUCUAAAUGGCCUGAGGAAGCUCCAACCUAGACUGGUGGUGAUUACUGAACAAGAGUCCAAUGUUAAUGGUUCUUCUUUGACAGAAAGGGUUGACAAAGCAUUGGAAUUUUAUGGGACAUUUUUCAAAUGCUUGGAAUCAACUGUUUUAGAAACAGUUGUGGAGAGAGUCAUGCUGGAGAGGACUUUAUUAGGGGAUGAAAUAAAGAACAUUGUUUCAUGUGAAGGGGUUGAGAGAAAAGAGAGCCAUGAGAAACUUGAGACUUGGAUCCCAAGGCUUGAAUUGACUGGAUGAUGCAGGCAAAAAAGGAAUUACAUGGCUAUGGAAAUGGAUAUAAGCUUCUUCAAGAAAAUAAAUGUUUGUUUGUGUGCUGGAAUGAUAAGUCACUCUUUUCUGUAUCAGCCUGGAAGGUAUAGAAGAUGAAUAUGUCUCAAUUAUAGGCAAGAAUAAUUUAUUAGUGCACAUUAAAAAGGGACACUAGGGUUCAUUUACUAUUUAGUUAUUUGCUUAAGCGUGUAAAUGUUCCAAACUCAUUUUAUUAUCAUGUAACCUUAGUUAUCAGAA
Molecule: messenger RNA, 1699 nt
Organism: Lotus japonicus
Lineage: Eukaryota; Viridiplantae; Streptophyta; Magnoliopsida; Fabales; Fabaceae
Product: GRAS family protein TF80-like
Exons: 2
Coding region: 544-1167 (207 amino acids)
Biological process (GO): regulation of DNA-templated transcription
Cellular component (GO): nucleus
Molecular function (GO): DNA-binding transcription factor activity; sequence-specific DNA binding
Source: RefSeq, a predicted model, not a curated record